AUGUCCUCCUACCUGCGACGUGCUAUAAAUUGUUGUUUCUGUGCGAAACAACGUCGUAAUCGCACCUCAUCAUGUGAUGAUAGUGAUGACAAUGAAUACGAUGUUAAGACUGCUAUUGUUCCAUCACCACACGUCUGUUCUACCACAUCCAAUAACAAACCCUAUUCGAGCACAACCUCACCCGCACCACGCAUUCAACGACCAUUCAAUUGGCAGUUGGAUUUGAGCACCAUUUUCUCUGAAUCACUCGAAUUCCAAGAUGAGCAGCAACCUGAGAUGCCAAGUAAUGCUAAUGCAACUGCAAACAAUAAUGAUUAUGAGCACAACGUUUGCCAAACCCAUCAACCCGCGCUAUUGUUACCACCUUUACAAAUGAGUGCGCCAUCAGCCGAUUUGGAACGAUUUCUGCAGAGGUUGGAGUUGGUCACGACUCGACUCGAGGCAAUCAGUGCUCAGAAACCGACACUUGCACCGAAACCUGGCAGUAAGGGCGCAUCACCACCUGCUCAGAAUGGUUGGUGA
Messenger RNA from Anisakis simplex (herring worm), 522 nucleotides. The record is from the annotation of a GenBank genome assembly. Lineage: Eukaryota; Metazoa; Nematoda; Chromadorea; Rhabditida; Anisakidae.